AUUCACACCGCUUGGGAGCCACAGGCAAACGUAAAUGAUUUGUGGAGCAGGCACAGCCGAAGCCACCAAAUGAGCUACGGUUUCAUUCCGCUGAAUUCCUUUGGCCAGCUUUUGUUGUUGCUGCAGGAAGAGCCGAGAGGAUCAUCUUUAUGGAAAACAACCAGCACAAAACGACGAGAAGGACGCAGAAAUCAUAAAGUGGUUUUGAACAAGUUAAAAAAGCGCAUAGGGAAAAGGAAGGAAAAAGCUCAGAACCAAUCUCAUUCAUAG
Molecule: messenger RNA, 270 nt
Organism: Drosophila teissieri
Lineage: Eukaryota; Metazoa; Arthropoda; Insecta; Diptera; Drosophilidae
Source: RefSeq, a predicted model, not a curated record